GUGCCUGCGCUCGUGUGUGUGUGUGUGUCUCUGUCUGCCACCCCGCGCAGCCUCCAUCUCCUUCCCUCUCCCUCUCUCUCUCUCUCUCUCUGCCAGUGAGAGACUCUACUGCCACCAUGGCGGAGCUGGAGGACUUGGAGUUUGGCAAGUCGGACUUUGUGCUCUUGGACGAGGUGGCCAUGGAGCCGUUUAUGGAGAACCUGAGGCUGAGGUUCGAGAAAGGCCGUAUCUACACCUUCAUUGGGGAGGUGGUGGUGUCCGUUAACCCUUAUAAACAGAUGGACAUCUACGGGAAAGCGAUUAUCGACGCGUAUCGGGGCCGUGAGCUGUACGAGAACCCGCCUCAUCUGUACUCCGUGGCCGACGCCGCCUACAAGGCCAUGAAGAGGAGGGCCAAAGACACCUGCAUAGUCAUCUCAGGUGAGAGUGGAGCAGGAAAGACGGAAGCGAGCAAGUACAUCAUGCAGUACAUCGCAGCCAUCACUAACCCAUCACAGAGAGAGGAAGUCGAGAGCGUGAAGAAUGUUCUCCUGAAGUCUAACUGUGUUCUGGAGGCCUUUGGCAAUGCCAAGACCAACCGCAAUGACAACUCCAGCCGCUUUGGGAAAUACAUGGACAUCAACUUCAACUUUAAUGGAGACCCUACAGGAGGUCACAUCAACAACUACCUGCUGGAGAAGUCAAGGGUCGUGCACCAGCAGGCGGGAGAAAGAAAUUUCCAUUCUUUCUAUCAGUUACUGCGUGGUGGCACUCCUGAGAUGUUGAGCAAACUGCACCUCAAGAAGGAGCCAGAGGCCUAUGUGUACACCAGAGAGGGCGCCUCAGUGGUCACCGGGUCCAAUGAUGGCUCGUGUCAUAAGGCUGUACUUAGUGCACUCAAGGUGAUCGGUUUCACUCAAGACGAAAUCAACUCCAUCUACAAGAUCAUUGGGACUAUCCUCUUGCUGGGGAACUUGGAGUUUGAGAGCGACGGCGAGACGGUGCAGGUGCCGGCGGCUGAUUUGGUGAAGCACAUCGCCGAGCUCACCACCACAGGGGAGGAAAGCGUGAGCAAAACCCUGCUGUUCCGCACAGUGGCCACAGGGGGCGGCGAGGUCAUCGAGAAAGGCCACAGCCAACAGGAGGCCUGCUUCGGACGCGACGCCUUCGUCAAGGCUUUAUACGAGAGACUGUUUGGCUGGAUUGUCAGUCGUAUAAACGGAGUGAUUGAGGUGAAGAACUAUAACCCAGCCCUUCAUGGCAAGAACACGGUCAUCGGUGUGCUGGAUAUCUAUGGCUUCGAGAUCUUUGAUAACAACAGUUUUGAACAGUUCUGCAUCAACUACUGUAAUGAGAAACUUCAGCAGCUCUUCAUUGAGCUGAUCCUUCGACAAGAACAGGAGGAGUACCAUAGAGAGGGCAUCACGUGGACACAUGUUGACUACUUCAACAACCAGAUCAUAGUGGACCUGGUGGAGCAGCCCCAUAAAGGGAUCAUCUCCAUCCUGGACGAGGCCUGCCUGACAGUGGGCAACGUGACCGACACCGUCUGCCUGGAGAGCAUGAACAACAAGCUGGGCCAGCAUCCUCACUUCAGCUCCCGCAAGCUCUGUCCGACUGACAAGACCAUGGAGUUCCAGCGAGAUUUCCGCAUCCGUCACUACGCAGGGGAUGUCACUUAUUCUGUAGAGGGCUUUCUGGACAAGAACAAAGAUCCUCUCUUCCAAGAUUUCAAGAGGCUCAUGUACAACAGCUCUGAUCCCGUCCUUAAAGACAUGUGGCCAGAAGGUAAGCUCAGCAUCACUGAGGUAACCAAGCGACCCCUGACGGCUGCCACCCUCUUUAAGAACUCCAUCAUCGCCCUGGUGGACAAGCUCGCCUGCAAGGAGCCCUACUACGUGCGCUGCAUCAAGCCCAAUGAGAUGAAGUCGGCGGUGCUGUUCGACGACGCCCGCUGCCAGCACCAGGUGGCGUACCUGGGCCUCUUAGAGAACGUCCGAGUGCGGAGGGCAGGGUUCGCCUACCGACAGCCCUACGCACGCUUCCUACAGAGGUAUAAGAUGACGUGUGAGUACACGUGGCCUAACCACCUGAUGGAGACGGACCGGGAGGCGGUGGAGGCCAUCGUGACUCAGCACAGCUUCGAGGGGGACGUGGCGUACGGACACACCAAGCUGUUCGUCCGCACGCCACGCUCGCUCUUCACCCUGGAGCAGGAGAGGGCCGCACUCAUCCCCAUACUGGUGCUCUUCCUGCAGAAGGUGUGGCGGGGCACAUUGGCGCGCAUGCGUUGCCGUCGGAUGCGCGCCAUCUACACCAUCAUGGGCUGCUACAAGCGCUACAAGGUGAAGGCCCACUUCUGGGAGGUGGAGCGGCGCUUUGCCGGCGUGCGUGGCAUGGAGGACUACGGCAAGAGCGUGGAGUGGCCAACGCCGCCCAUCGCCCUGGCGCAGUUUCAUGCCAUCACACAGCAAUUAUACCGGAGGUGGAGAGCCAGGCAGAUCAUUAAGAACAUCCCCCCGUCAGACAUGCCUGAGGUGAGGGCCAAGGUGGCCGCCCUCGGAGUCCUGUCAGGGGAGCGGUCCGACUGGGGCUGCAGACGAGCCUGGGAGAGAGACUACCUGGCCAACGCCCGAGACUCACCUCAGACCAGCUCCAACUUCUCCAGCGCCGCCAAGGAGCUGAAGAGUAAAGACCAGUACAGUCGGGUCCUCUUCUCUGGGUUUGUACGAAUGCUGAACUGGUUCAACAACACCAAAGAUAGAGCGCUGCUGAUCACAGACAAACACAUCUACAAGCUGGAGCCCAAGAAGUACAAGGUGCACAAGAGGAUACCACUGGAGAGUGUGACUAGCUUGAGUGUCACUAGUGGAAGUGACCAGAUGGUGGCGCUACACACAGCCAAUCAGGACGACUUCCUGGUCUACCUGCAGCAGGGUCAACUCUGCUCAAACCAGGACCGGGUGGGGGAGCUCGUGGGUACCCUCUGUGACUACUCUAAAAGAGUGAGGAACACUGAUCUUCCAGUGAAGGUGUCUCAGAGGGGUCUAAGUGUGUACAUGAGCGGCAAGCAGAAGAACAUCACCAUAGAGACCAAGCCAGGCCAGGUCACCGCGGACUUCCGCAAGAGCCGUGGAGGCUUCACCUUACUGCUGCCCGCUCAAUGACCCUGAUUAUCAACACACACACACACACACACACACACACACACACACACACACACACACACACACACACACACAGAGUAACAAACAACUCUACUCUCAGGAACUGUGUAAUCAGUAAUUUAAAAUUUGAUUAGUUGACAAAGUAUUAGAAAAGGACAUAUAUUUUGUACAGUCAUGAUUUUACACAUUGUUGUCAAUGCAUAAAUCACCUUUAGACCAAGUUAGCUUACUUAUUUCCUUUUUUAAAAGAGAUCUGAUGUUAUAAGUCUUUUAAACUUGAUGUUAUCAGUCUUUUAAACUUGAAACUUGUUUUUUACUUGCUACUGUAUGUUAUGAUAAGAAAGAAAAGAAUAUAUAGUUCAUUGUCAUUGAUCUUUGAAAGAAACGAUGGACCAUGCACAUUACCAUAGUCUAUGUGGUCUAGAUGAUCAAUUGGUUAUGUCUGUAAGAUCAAUUGGUUAUGUCUGUAAGAUAAUAUGCAGUAUUUCAGUCACAGCUUUAUCGCAGGUGGCAGCCAACUCUGGACUCAGCCUGGCCUGGAUUGACAUCAGCUGCAUUUCAUUCCAGCGCAUUUAUUUACAAGUCACUUUAAUAAAAAACAUUGAUGGCU
Molecule: messenger RNA, 3756 nt
Organism: Clupea harengus (Atlantic herring)
Lineage: Eukaryota; Metazoa; Chordata; Actinopteri; Clupeiformes; Clupeidae
Gene: myo1g
Product: myosin IG
Biological process (GO): endocytosis; actin filament organization; actin filament-based movement
Cellular component (GO): microvillus; plasma membrane; cytoplasm
Molecular function (GO): microfilament motor activity; actin filament binding; ATP binding
Source: RefSeq, a predicted model, not a curated record